Messenger RNA from Myzus persicae (green peach aphid), 2920 nucleotides. Its product is annotated as orexin receptor type 2-like. The record is from RefSeq and is a predicted model, not a curated record. The transcript is spliced from 8 exons. Gene Ontology annotation, biological process: G protein-coupled receptor signaling pathway. Gene Ontology annotation, molecular function: peptide binding; neuropeptide Y receptor activity. NCBI's taxonomy places the organism in Eukaryota, Metazoa, Arthropoda, Insecta, Hemiptera, Aphididae. The coding region runs from base 49 to 1350 and encodes 433 amino acids. Gene Ontology annotation, cellular component: membrane.
ACGAACAAUUUAACGAGACACGUCUACGCACAGUCGGCACACGAAAAUAUGUUCAACAACACGACUGCGCGUAAUGGCAGCAGUUUGUGGACGAAAAAUGCGGUCGGCAUGGAACAGGCGGCUGUGAUCGAAGAGCUGAUCGCCGAGUUCUCGUCGUCGCAAAUGAAAUUCACCGAAACCAGAAGUAUCCUGUUGAUCGGACUCUACGUCCCGUUGUUCUUGGUCGCGGCCAUAGCCAAUUCCGUGGUCAUCGUCGUGGUCAUCAAGUACCACUACAUGAGGAGUGUGACCAAUUACUUUUUGGUGAACUUGUCCAUCGCCGAUCUUCUAGUGACAUUCAUAUGCAUGCCAAUGGCCGUUGGACAGUCGGUGACCGGUUUGUGGCUGUACGGCGAGACAAUGUGCAAAUUGACAUCGUAUUUACAAGGUGUUUCAGUUGGAGCAAGCGUUUUUACUAUAGCUGCAAUGAGUAUCGAUAGAUAUUUAGCUAUCGAACAUUCGAUGUCAUUCAGAAAAGUACUCAAUCGAAAAUCAACCAUAUACGUCAUACUUGCUUUAUGGCUUGUGUCCAUGACUAUAUUCGGCCCAGUUUUAUGGGUCCGUCAAACAGAAUCUGUGGAGUUGGGAGAUGAUCCAAUACUAAUCGAUGCUGUCCAUAGAUAUGGUUUGGCCUGGUGCAUAGAGGACUGGGGAAAUCCACAUGCAAAAUCUACGUUAUCUAAACACGUUUAUGGUAUUCUAUGUUUUGUUCUGGUGUAUGCUACACCUGGUUUUCUAGUGACUGGAGCCUACACAUUGAUGGGUCGAAGACUAUGGGCCGUACGACCACCAUUUGAUGACCAGCAGGGCAUGAUAAGUGUUCAACAGGUCAGAAUGGUACGUGAGAGACGUAGAGUAGCAAGAAUACUCUUUGUCUUAGCAGUAAUAUUUGCAUUGUGUUGGUUACCAUACAACUUAUUAACACUUUUCUUAGAUUUAGAUAUCACACUUGAUAAAUUUGGUCUAGAUCAGGAGUAUUUAAUGAAGUGGUAUCCUUUUACACUACUUUUAGGCCAUGCAAAUUCAGCAAUCAAUCCUUUGCUGUAUUGUUUUAUGACAAGGAAUUUCCGAAGAACAAUUAAGGGUUUUGUAUGUAAUACUGGAAUCGCUAAACCGAGAAGAAGAAAUCGAUGCAAAGUUUCAGAAGGGGCUGACCGAGAAAAGCACAACAAGUGGAUACGGCUCGUUCCGCAACCCACGUCGGCUGUGUUUCACCCUGGCCCAGCUACGCCAAAACAAUACAGUCCAAACACGAACUGCAACGAUAUCAAACCUCGCUGUUCUGUAAAUGAAAAAGAGUUCAUUUUGUAAUAUUACGUACCUAUGCUACUGUGUUAAUUUGCUUGAAUUAAUUUUUAUAUUAUAUAAUUAAUGUAUUAUAAUGUAUAUAAAGCUUGAUGUACUAUGUCCAUACUCAGAAAAAACUACUCGUAAAAAACUACUAUUAUGUUUUUUACUUAAUUAUUAUUCUUAUUGUUAUUAUUAUUAUUAUCAUGAUCUUUUUACGAAUAUCUAAUUACAUUUUUUUUUAAUUUAUUGAUAUAAAUAUAUAAUGAUAAUACUGUACAUACCUACUCAAUUAUACUGAUCCUUCAUAGAGCAACAUUAUAGACACUUGCCUCGAUGUCAUGAGUAAUAUAAUAACUAUUAUGUACCUUUAAAAUUUCUAUCUACAUCAUAUGUGCAUAUAAUAUAUUAUAUACUCAAUGUCUCAAUGUUACACAAACAUUAUAAUACCAAUAAUUCCAUAUAAAUUAAAAAAAUUAGUAAAAAUCCCAAGCAGGGACCAGAGAUCAGGUAUUGCAGAUUACCUAUACAAGUGUCGCACUCUCGCUUCGCUCACUUUAGUACCAGAUGAUGUGGAUAUAAAUAUAUAUUAUUUGGCAUUUUAAUAACUGUUAUUCAAACUACGAUUCUACAAGAUGUGAAAACUGAUCAACUAUGUAUUUAAAUUCCCAGUAUAUUAACAUCUAAACUUACAAAUUCUAUAAAAAUUAAUCCAACAAAAUAUCAUCAUCAUCAAAUAUUUCUGCAUUUCAUACUUUAAACCCUUUGUAUACGUGGUGUAACUGUAUUAUUAUAUUAUUGACUAAAGACUUUUGAAUUUCUAUCAUAUUUAUUUUUGGCAUAAUUUAUUUUAUUAUUAUUAAUAUUUUGUGAGUGAAAUUUAGUGUAACAUUUAUACAAAUGAUUUCACAGAAUGUCUAAAGUUCAAUGUGAAGGUGCUAAAUUAUGAAAACUUGUUCAAAAAUUUUCUAGCGAAGUUUUUAGAACUUAUAAUAUAAUACUUACUAUAAUUUGAAAUAUUUUUUUUGCAUCAUUUUGAAUAUUUUUAAAAAUAUUAUGCAUACUUUACCAUUUAUUAUCUUAUAUAAAUCCUAGCUCUAGUUACAAAUCUAACCUAUUAAAUGUUUGCCUAGAUUUCAACAAUUUAAAAUGUUAUAUAACUAUCAAUCAAACACCUUAAAGAGAGUAAUUAAUUAUCAAACACAAAAUAAGUUCAUCUAUUUGAUAAAUAAUUUGUACCAACAGUUUUCAUUAUAAUUAUUUUGUUAAUAUUAUACCAUUCUACUAUAACAUCAAGUUUAUAUGAUUUGAUUUUAGUCUUAAAUAUAUGGUCAGUGAGUAUUUUAAGUCCUUGUAGAAUUAUUAUUUUUAAAAUAAUAGCAAUCGAGAACAACUAAUGUUGAUUUUGGUAGAUGGAUACAAAGUAUAUUUUAUUUGUAUUGUUAUAAAAUAUAAAAAUAAAUGGUUAUCUAUAAUUGACGUAUUGCUGUAGAUAUAAUCAAUAACUGCAAAUUUUAUAUUCUGCCAUUUUAGUGGUACUUGUCUAAUAUAUAUAUUAUCUAUAUUAUAUUCUUUUAAACGAUUGUUAUAAUAA